AUGUUCGUGGUACAUGAGAUCAGUCUAAAAAGAGCUGCAAUACUUCUGGGAAAGCUUCUGUCGUCAGACUGCUGCGAAAAAGCGGAAAAUGAUUCUGACGUGAUAAGUGAGGUGUUGGAGAAAAUUAUUGAUUAUGCGGAGAAGGAAUGCCCUUUCAACUAUCAUGGCAUAGAAAAUUCCCAUUUUUCUGAUUGCGAUCCAAAUUAUGUUCCUACUGAUGACAGUGCUGAAUCAGCGGAUGAAGCACAACAUGUAAAUAAUAAUAAACCAAAGCUAAAGCGAAAAAUGGCAAUAAAGAACAAGGAAUGUAAAAAACGCUUAAGAAAAGAUAAUGAGUGGAUGGAUAAUAAAGCUAAAAAGCAACUUAAUCUGGGAAAUAAACAUGAAAAUCGAGUAGAAUGUACAAAGAGCAUAUUGGAACCAAUGGAGCUCAGUUUGCAACUGUACGGCAGUAUCGGGAAAUUCAAUAUUGCAUUCUUCAAACCAAAGAAGGAUCAGUGUCAACUAUGCACGGCUUACAAAGAUGCUGAUAAUGAUAUAAAAUUGAAUAUGCAAGAACAAUAUGAUCAGCACUUAGCCAAUAAAGGUGCGGUCAGGAACUUGAAAGAUGUGGAUAAAGAGCUGGCUACUAAUGACAAAUCUUUAUGUGUUGCAUGUUUUGACUUGCAAAAAGUGUUGGUUACGCCUCCGUCAGAAGUAAGCACAUUACAUUAUAAAACUAAAAUUGCAACGUAUAAUUUUACAGUCUAUGACAUAGAAUAUGGCGCCUAUAAAGAAAAAACAUUGUCUAAAGAGGAAAUUGCUAAAAAAAGUCUGAACAGGCAAAGAGGCGAUUGGAAAAAAUUAAAAAUGAUCCUGUUUUGCUGGCGGAGUACAAAGAAAAGGAACGACUAAAAUAUCUAAAGGAAAAGGAAAAAGGACAACGGAAGUGUGUAAAAGACAUGACUCCCCGUGAGCACAGAAAGGCAAGAAAAAAUUGGGUAGCCAAUUCAUCGGAUUAUAGAAAAAAAACAAAAGAUUCGUGACAAUACAGAUAAAUACGUGGACCAAAAUACGCCGCCAUCAUCGGAAGAUGAAAUUAUUCCUGAGGCUCCUUUAUUAAAUAAUGAAAGAGAAGCUGAAGCUAGAAGGAGGAGUACUGUUCAACGGAGAAAAAGAAAUAGUAUGUUGAAGAGGAAGGACUUACUCAUUGAAAAUUUAAAGAAGAAACUUGCCAGCGAACAACAAAGAAACAGAAGACUGAAACAUAGAAUGAUAGAAGCAAGCACUGACACCAGAAAGUAAAAUUGUAGAAAUGGCCAACGAUCCCAAUCAAAAAGCAGAAUUGAUAAAAAAAGCGUUAUUUGGCGAUAUUAUUCAAAGGAAAAUUUUAGAUAAAGAGAUUCAGAC
Molecule: messenger RNA, 1389 nt
Organism: Acanthoscelides obtectus
Lineage: Eukaryota; Metazoa; Arthropoda; Insecta; Coleoptera; Chrysomelidae
Source: the annotation of a GenBank genome assembly